Molecule: messenger RNA, 3318 nt
Organism: Sphaeramia orbicularis (orbiculate cardinalfish)
Lineage: Eukaryota; Metazoa; Chordata; Actinopteri; Kurtiformes; Apogonidae
Gene: kif18a
Product: kinesin family member 18A
Exons: 18
Coding region: 168-2900 (910 amino acids)
Biological process (GO): microtubule-based movement
Molecular function (GO): ATP binding; microtubule binding; microtubule motor activity
Source: RefSeq, a predicted model, not a curated record
AUACUGGCGCUUGUUGUCCGAGUUGCGUUCCUCCAAGCUCAGGUAACGAAUACAUUUACAUUUUAUAACUAACGACUCGUGUCUGUUCAAAAUGUCACUUUGGUGAAGAAAACACAGUUAACUGUUGCUGACACGAGGGUUACAGUAUUACCUGAAGAGGAGCAACAAUGGCAAAAGAUGUAUGCAGUCAUGUAAAGGUGGUUGUCCGUGUGAGGCCAGAAAAUGAUCGCGAGAAGCGUGAAAAUUUUAGGAAUGUAAUCCAGGUGGUUGAUAACCACAUGCUGAUUUUUGACCCCAAAGAAGAGGACAUAUCUUGUUUUGGGUCACAAAGAGUGAGAAACAGGAACAUUAAUAAGAGAGCCAACAAAGACCUUAAGUUUGUUUUUGACCAUGUGUUUGGUGAGAACUCCACUCAAGAUGACAUCUUUGAGAACACUACUAAAGGAGUUCUGGAUGGCGUGAUGAAUGGAUUUAACUGCACAGUGUUUGCCUAUGGUGCUACUGGAGCAGGAAAGACACAUACCAUGUUAGGUUCCCAAAAUGACCCUGGAGUUAUGUACCGCACCAUGAAAGAACUGUUCCAACGCAUGGAAGAUGUCAAGGAGGAAAAGGAGUUUGCUGUUGCAUUCUCAUAUCUUGAGGUUUACAAUGAGCAAAUCAGAGACUUGUUGGCCAAUGUGGGUCCACUUGCAGUGCGAGAGGACAGCUCAAAAGGAGUGGUUAUUCAGGGCCUUACGCUGCAUCAGCCCAAAUCUGCAGAGCAUAUUCUUGAGGCUUUGGAUUCUGGCAAUCGGAACAGGACACAGCACCCCACUGAUAUGAAUGCCACUUCCUCUAGGUCCCAUGCUGUAUUUCAGAUAUAUUUAAGGCAGCAAGACAAAACAGCCAGUCUCAAUCCUAAUGUCUGUAUUGCCAAAAUGAGCCUGAUCGAUCUGGCUGGCUCUGAGAGAGCCAGUGCCACCAACGCCAAAGGAGCACGUUUACGGGAGGGAGCUAACAUAAAUCGCUCGCUCCUUGCCCUUGGAAAUGUUAUCAAUGCCCUUGCUGACCCUAAGAGUAAAAAAGCCCAUAUACCAUACAGGGACAGCAAGCUGACGCGGAUUCUUAAAGACUCCCUCGGAGGCAACUGCAGGACUGUUAUGAUUGCCAAUGUCAGCCCAUCUUCCAAGUCAUUUGAUGACACCCACAACACACUGAAGUAUGCAAACAGGGCCAAGGAGAUAAAGUCCUCGCUGAAGAGUAAUGUUGUAAGCUUGGACAGUCACAUUGGCCAGUAUGCAGUGAUAUGUGAGAAACAACGGCAAGAGAUUCUACAAUUGAAGCAGAAACUGAAACAGUAUGAAGAGAGGAAUAUAACGUCUGGGACUUCUAGCGUGAUCUCGUCCCAAAAACAAGCAGAGUUCAAAAGGGUGUCAGAAGCUCUGCAGAGAAUCUUUUCUAGCCGGGCCCAAAUCAGGAAGGAACAGCUGGAUCUGGAGAGACAACUGAAGGAGAAUGAGCUGCGCCAGCGCUACAGUGAGGAGGACAACCUGCAGGUCCAAUAUUUCUGUGCCAAAGAAAAGACUGAGAAGGCCACUUGCAAGCAUGAGCGUAAGAUCGCCAGCUUACGUACUCAACAACAGCAUAUUUGCAAACGUUUGAGGGACAUUGAAACACGUUUCCUGGACAAUGAUGGCUGCCUCCAUCGGGUUGAGAAUGAGAUGAAGUUGUUAAAAUCAAAUAACCAUGACUCAGAGGUGUUAGAGAAGGACCUACAUUGCCACAGACUGGAGCUGCAGGUGAACGAUCUCAAACAACACAUCAAGCAGAUGGUCGAGCUCACUGCACUGCAGGAUCAAGAGAACAAGCGCAUGCAGAAAAUGGUGAACAUCCUCUUGCCUGCUUAUAGUCGGCAUUAUUCGUCAUUGCGUGCAGCAGGACUGGUCAGGCGGGCAGAUGAAUUGGAGAACCAUGAACUAGAACACCUGGUGCUGAGGGAGAGGGGCGUGGUCUGGGCAGACCUGGAAGGGGCGGGGCAACCGCUGAAAGGUGAAGGAAAUGUGAAGGAAACACAGGAGAUAAAUGAGGCGGGAAGCAUUGGUUUCCGCAGCGAGUUGGCGCCCAUCUUGUCUUUCUCACAUUUGCACUACCACCAGAGCAGCCCCUGCAGUGCAGAUGCUCGCACAAACAGAACAUCACUGUGCAACGCUGCGCCGUCACCAAAAGGUCGAGUAAAUCAGACGGACAUGAAAAAAGAGGCAGCUCCCAAAAUGCCCACCAGAAGAAAUCUGUCAGAGUCGCUGCCACCCCAGAGUUCCACAGCCACCACCUCACACACACCGGCUUUUGAGGACGGUAUCGUUCCUCUGCAGUGCACUCCACAACCCAUUCAGAAAUCCUCCCGGACCCUAAGCUCCUCCGACUCCAUGGACCCCAACAUGACUUUUGAAGUUGUAGAUGGCGAUGAUCAAACUGUCGCCAAUGCAACCAUCAUAAUUGGCAGCACCAGUCCCUGUCAAGCAUCAAAAUCUGUGAACUUCUCAGGUCUGAGCCAAUCACUCCAUCCACCCAAGGCCAACGCAGUGAAAAGACAACAGAUCUCUUCAUUACAAGAAGUAAGACGAGCCAACCCCACCUACAUGGACAUGACAUCGUCUGCCCAAGGAAAACGAAAAUUUAACCACAGCAUCAGAGAAGAGAUAACGCAGGGCCUUUCUGCACCAAAGCGUAUAAAGAAAGACCCCUCAGUGGUCCGAAAACCUCUCAGAGUGCAUCGUUUUACUGGUUCAGAGGAGAACAGGCCUCGGAGAGUUGUGAGGAGUAUUUCUGAAGGAAACCUCAACCUCCUCGAACCUCAGAAAUCUAAAUCCAUUUUCUAUAAAACUUCUCAAAAGUUCAAGCAAGUCACCAAGCGGAUGUAAAGGAAUAAAAUCACAUUGUUGGACAUUUGACAUGCCACUGCUUUUCGUCCAAAUUCAUCUUUUAAACAGAAGUUUCUCAAAUGUCUCUGAAUAAAACACAGUUAUGUAAUUUUCAUUAAGCCUUACACUGCAUUGUACUUGACUGUAAAUACAUAUUUUUUUAUAGUUAUUAUUUUAGAUUAUUUUGAUUUUGUAAGUUUAGCACAGAUCAUCUCUAAUCCUACCUUCAGAUAUUAAAUAGAUUUGAAAACACUCAUUUUACACAUUAACAGCAAGAAGAAAAGAUGUCCUGUGGAUAUUGUGUUUAUGUACAUCACUGUCCACUAUGUAAAUUGAACUAUUCUCUCAAACAGUGAUUAGUUUGGUAGGUGAUCACAUUUCCCUAGGGCAGCUACUAUCAGAUGGAGGUUUGAGAAAA